Messenger RNA from Blastomyces gilchristii SLH14081, 2385 nucleotides. RefSeq lists its product as uncharacterized. Lineage: Eukaryota; Fungi; Ascomycota; Eurotiomycetes; Onygenales; Ajellomycetaceae. The record is from RefSeq and is a predicted model, not a curated record. The coding region runs from base 889 to 1782 and encodes 297 amino acids. The transcript is spliced from 3 exons.
GUUUUGCGCCUAUACAGGUACACUAUUUAGUAUGGACAUCUGAUACACUGUUAUCAGCUCACUCCUUUUCUUUGUUUUCUUUGCUUUUCUUUUUUUUUUUCAGAGAUUGGCCCCUCCGGCAAUAUCAUACUCACCCUCCGUUUCAUUUCAUUAUUCAUCCGCUACUACACCUGGGGAUCAUGGCUCUGAAGUCAUAUAUCUCCUGCAGUAAAUGAGCACUGUUGUUUCCAUUGUCACUCCUUUUGAUCCUUCGAGGUUUCCUUUCGACGCUGAUGGUGGCGGCGCCAUCACGAAGUAAUUUCCUUACUCAUUGCUGCUAGAUAGAGGGCAUAUAGAAUGAGAUAUCUCUUAUACUGCUAAAGAGAAGAAGAACCAAUCUGCCUCCCUUUUAUCCACUGCUGGACCUGCGUAAAGGGCACGUUAGGCCGUAAGGAGCCAUGUCCAGGAGACGAGAAUAUCAGAUCAGGGGCUUGCAUUGCAUUUACUCUGGCCCGCUCUUAUUCGAACUUGGUUCUGCUCUUAGUCUGAAUAUCUUCUUGCUGGGCGCCCGAAGCUGUAAAGCCUGUGUCUGAGUAGGCUGCGUUAGAAUUAAAUAUAAUGGAGAUGUCAUUUUGAAGUAGCUUGUCUGAUGCUACUUGCAGUCAGUCAAUCAAGAACCGCAUGAGAAGCUGUGGCCAUUUGUGAAAUGAGCGUCCAUGUCAGAUUUGCUUGCUCCUGUUUACAUCUCAACUUCUCAGCCCCUCAAGACUUGCUGUCAUUGUUAAAAGGUGUUCAUUUCACAACAAAGCUCUGAGACAUCACUCACUACUUAUCAAUCCUUUGAACUGCACCUUAGCUGCCUUCUGGUGUCUUCUUUGACACAAAACACCAGGCGGGAGGUGGGAGGCGAUGGGUUCACCUCUGCCUGAGAAUAACAAUGAAAGUACCCAAACUUCUCACACUGAAAGGGUCAAUGCAGGAGACGAAGCAGCAGAUGAAGUACCUGGCAGUAGUAGGGAUGCGAACGCUCGUCGUCGACUUCCGUUCGGGCUGCUUGGUAGACUUUUUGGCCGUCGGGAGAGACAUCAGGGAAACGGCGUCCCAUCUGCUGAGCGACGCGCUGCAGAACAACUCAACCUCCAGCUGACAAAGGUUGCGAGCUUGACAGGGGUUGCUUCUUUCCAGCGCCCUAUCGCAGAUAGCGAUGCCAACAUACCUAGACGUUUUCAAGCACCCCAAGCUUCGAGAGACUACACUCGUUGCAUUCGGCAUUUGUCUUUAUGUACCGACUCUGAAAGCGAGUACCAGGACGCCCCGCCAGAAGUAGUUGACACUGCCAACGAUGAGCCAGAUAUUCACCCCCUGCGCAUGCAUCCUGUGGACAACAAUGGGCAACAGAGCAGACCAGCCAGUGUUAACGACGUCGUAACCGUCGCUGAAGUGGUAGAAGAGUCUCCUGGAGAACCAGAAACUGCCUCUGUAGCCGAAGCCUCGUCGGAGCCGACCACGGACGACAACAACAACACUGGCGUUGCUGAAGGCAGCGCAAGUAAUAACGGAGAUACCCCACCACCCCCUGACCAAGAAGAUGUAGCUGCUGAUGUCUCGUCGUACUCUCACUCUGAUACGUGCUCUGUUUCUGUCUAUGCAGAGGACUGGUUCCCAUUCCGCGAGCUGGCGCAGAUAUCCUGGCGCUUGGCUGACCAAACACCUGAAGAUGAAUCGCUGCCACCAACUCCAAAGUCCCCCUAUCGCAUGGGACGAGCACGCCGUUAUGGAUGGGUUGAGGGCCAGCCAUUCUGAAUGGGAGAAGGAAACUCCAUUGUCUUCGAUUUGUAAACCCCGAGACAGCUAGGGAGUGUUUCGAGCUAUCUGAGGCCAUUGCCGGGGUUGCCUGAAUAUGUAUUUUCCCUCCUUUCUUUGUGACAUUAUUGUUUCUGUUCUUCCUUUUCUUCCAUCCUUCCUUUCUUUCUUUUUGCCCCUCUCUUCAUGUUUGCCCCUUGGCUCGAAGGAUUUCGCAAUGGAGGAUCUCAAUUCGAGAAUUUCUCUCUUCACCAGUACCUCGAAUUGUUAACUGGUUCCCCAUAGCUUGGUCCAAGUUCGGUUCCUGAGCUUGUUCUCUGUAUUCACUUACCUUUAUUCCUUGUUCGUGGACAACGUAAUGGCGCUUUCGGAUGCAAAUUUGUUAGGUAGCCGGACGCACGUUUCUUCUUUAAGGUCUGUUGGCGGAUAAAUUUGUGUCGUCUCUGUUUCUUUCUGCGGAUUUCAGCUAUCGGGUUAAAUAUGAAUGUAUCUACCUAGGUAGUCAAGUGCUUUGUAGUUGAGGGGGGAUGGUUCUAAGUUGGACUGUAUGUACCGCGGCAGCUAUUAGGUACCCUUAGCACACGUAUCAGUUCAGAACGAAAU